Cantharellus anzutake is the source of this 567-nucleotide messenger RNA. RefSeq lists its product as uncharacterized. Bases 1 to 567 code for a protein of 188 amino acids. The record is from RefSeq and is a predicted model, not a curated record. The transcript is spliced from 3 exons. NCBI's taxonomy places the organism in Eukaryota, Fungi, Basidiomycota, Agaricomycetes, Cantharellales, Hydnaceae.
AUGGAGAAUGCCACAAACAUACCAUUUCAAUUUGCCUCUACCAAGCCAGCAAAUGUCAAUGAAGACCUAUAUGAGCCCCAGGACUCUUCCAACAACCCCCCAAGCCCCCUAACAAACAAGGGUAAGAAAAUUGAAAAGGCUGCCAUAUUCCCCCAGGCUGCUCUGCAACUAGAUAAUCCACCUCCACAACAGACUCAGCUCAAAGCCACCUGCACACUCCCCCCUCCAGCCUACUUCCCAGGAGCCCCAAAAGAGUUUCCCCCAGCCCACUGCCCUAACACCGAAACCGAGGAAACCAACAAUGCCCAGGACCUUGCAAUGUUUGAAACAGUGAUGGCUGAGAAACCACAGGAUGGAAAUGAAGACUAUAACUGGAUGGGCCUCAGGCAGGACCUCGAAAAUUUCGUAGCGCAUGGACUCCGCCCCACCAGUCUCCUAGAAGGUGCUAACCCCACCAGAGUGAAUGAAUGGAUGCUAACCAAAGAUGCCAUCCUAGUCUUACCACUGGAUGCCACCCACAGUGGGAAGUCGCCCCAUCAGAUUGUACCGGGUUGUACCGUCACUUGA